UAACAUAAGAGAUUCUACUUCAGUUCCAUUACAUACGAAUUAUUUCAGGGCCAAACGGUUGAAAACAGCAUUUCAAAAACAUAAAUAAUAUAAAAAGUCAUACUGACUUAUGUGUAGAUCGGUAAAACGAGUUCUGAUCUCUACGAGCGAAUUCAAUUAACUUAAUUAUGAUUCAGCGGUGACGUCAUAAAUGUAUGACAUAAAGUAUGACGUCAUAAUGAUGUGACGUCAUAUAAAGGUUAAGCUCGUGACUCGUAACACAGGGUCAACUCGCCCAUUUUGAUGAUUCUGUUCAUAAACAGUUUGCGAGCUGUUAGAUUACUUAUUUAUAAAUACUUCUCAAAAUUCUGAUAAAAAAGAAACAAAUAAAUAUAAAUUACAUUCUUUCUUAACUUGAUUUACUUACUUUAUUUUCGAUGUGACAACUCUUUUUUCUAGAAUGGCAUCGUGUUUUUGUGUGCAUGAAUAAGUAAAUGUCAAGACUUAGACGUAGCCGUUGAUUCUAGACCAUAAAAUGACGCCAACUGGCAGGAUGGACCUUUCUUACGUGACCAUUCACGUAACAUAUUACUGGCAGUCUUGCAUGUUUUUCAUUACAUUUUAUAAAAUCGAAAAGACUAGAGAGAUGAGAUGCGGCUUAAAUGAAUACAGUAAUAGUCAUAGGUGUUGUUUAUUAUUUUAUUUAUUUAUUUUUUUUUAGUUGUUUUUGUUUGUUUUGUUUUUGUUUUUUUUUCUGGUUGCUGUUGUUUUAACUACACUGAGGCAAAAUAUUUUAGUGAAGAAAUGUCGCGUUCCAAAUUUAUCAACAUAUUGAUCAAACGAUUUGAUUGUAACAGAAAUAUUUCGGUCGUUAUUUAAAGUACGAAUAAUUUUGCGGGACGUGUUUAAAGAAACGAAGCAUAACUUACUAUAGAUAAUGUUCGAGUUGUGUUUUUAUUUACGGUAUCAUACCAAAUAUAUGUAGUAGUAUUACCACAAUUUAUUUUAGAAAGUAUGCCAAAAACUCUUAACUUUAUUUCAAAAUGCACAUAUGUCUACGUUGAACUAAAAUGAAAUUCAUUAUCAAAGGCAAUAGAGCUAAGUAAUUUUUAAACGCAAAUAUCUAUUAAGUAAUGCAAUUGUUAAAUUAAAAUGUUACUCUAAAUGAACCAACACUUAAAAAUAAAAAUUGGUGUUUUUUUUUUACAAAUGUAGAACUUUUUUUAAAUUUCACUUGGGAUUUAAAGAAGAAAAGCGGAUACAGGUACCAGUGUGGUCCAGUGGUAACGCUGUCCGACUAUAAAACCAGGAAUCGUGAGUUUGAGCCCCGGCUUCUCCAACUAAAAUUAAUAUCAUUGGUAUAAAAGUUCCGUGUAUAGCUUCUUUUCACCUGGAACGCUAAAAAAACAGAUAACCUUCUGGGAUUGGAGCGGCUUCUGUAUUUUGCUCUAUCCCGAUACUUAACGUUACUAACAGUCUUCUGGAGGGGUCGCCCAUGUAGGUUAUCGGUGGCGACUAGACAUAAGCUUACAAAGAAACACAGAGGUUGGUAAAGUAUUUUGUCACAUCCUCUAGGCAAGCACUUUAUUUUACAAGGAACCACCUAUGGGACCCAGGUUGAUAGUCUUGUGCUCAUCCUAUUUAACAGACCAAGAGCUGUGCACAUAAGUUGCUCCUACACUGACGAUAUUACUAUAAAACUGCACCUAAAAUGUGAAAAAACUAUGACUAAUUUAAUACUAGCAUCUAUAAGUCUUGUGUUUGAUCCCUGGACAGAAGCAUUUCGGACAAGUCUAGCCAUGUAUAGGUUAUUUGAUCUAGACCUUUCUGUUUUGUGUGUUAUUCGUAUACUUUGAAGAUGUGACUUUAGGCGGUCUGUUUUGUCAUUUUAUAAUGUAGAAGAACAUGUAAAACGGCAUAAAUACAUACAAGUUUUAAAUUCCAGUUAGUGACUGCGCCUGGCCAGCUAAUUUGCAGAACAGUAUUUGGCAUGACAGCGACAAAGGACAGCUACGUUUUGAAACGAAGACAAUGUCAGGGCUUGAUUACCUCUUUCAUAGUACUUUCACUUUUGAGAACUGGGAAUGUUUUUUCUAUUACCAGAAUUCCGGCAUUUUGAUCAUGAAAUCACAGGAACCAGUGACUAUUUUCAGUACUAUUUACAGACCAUUUCAGUGUUUGAAACUUACAGCAAUCACGGAUUACUCAUAUUAUUACUAUAUUCAAGCAUAUACAGAGAUACGGUUUGCCAAUGAGAGAAUAGUUUUACUAGCAGAUGCAAACGUAACAGCUAUAAAUGAAUCCAAUGCCGAGUCUACGUUAUGUAGAGAUCUAGCCUCGGAUAACGAGUAUCAUUUCCUUUUGAAAGAUAAUCAAGAGGAAAACGCAGCUCAAGCAUGUCCCGGAAGUUUUCGAAAUGAAUUUUGGUACGUGAUAAAUGAUGGAGGAGCAACUUCCUGUGGCAGCCAGAACGAACGCUGGGAUGUUUGUACAGACACUACUACUAUGGCAUUUGAUUAUUCAAUGUGCUCUACACAAAUAGCGUAUUCAAGCAGUGGCAUUGUGCGGUGUAUGGCUACAUUAACUACUGGGAAUUUCACUCUAACUACCGUGAUGAAUACAGAUUCUUCGCCCACAUACAUGUUCACCUGUUUCAUGUCUCAAGUGUCAUCAUCAGGAAUACUUCUAGUGUCACAGUCGCCAAAGAGCUGUACAUCCAGUCAGACACCUACAACCCAACCUGUGCAUCCGGAUGGUACCAAAGGCUUGUUGCUGGAAUUGAGACCACAUGCAACUUCCGCAUGCGGUAAGUAAUUACUUUGACAUAUUAUUCUUUUUUCAAAUCUAUUUGCUGCGCAAUUUAGAAUCUAUUAUUUCCAAUCAUUUCAAAUAUUUGACCGCUGUCCGAAAGAAAUACGGAGCAUUCUCCUGUUGAGAAGGAACAACUAUCAAAUAAUAUUGGCACAAUACCUUUUGAAAAUGCUACAUGAAGUUGCACACCGACCAUAAGUUAUAUCCUGCACUUCGUCUGGCAAGCAUGAAUGAACUCCUGUAUACUAUUACUUUACGCUUGAAUGUGAGUGAUGUACCUUUGCAUUGCAUUUUUAGAAUAUUUUUAAGUCUUUAUAAAAUUAAGGCGUCAUUUCAUAUUUAAUCUGUUUUACUUCCUACUCUUAAAGGGGCUUGUUUCCUGGUUUAUAUCACAUUUUACAGAUUUAUGACAUCUAUCCUCAACUGCAAGUGAAAAAAAAAUAAUUAAGAUAAUCCUAUGCAGUAUUUGUACAACGCAUAUUGUAUAAUCCGUAUGAAUUUUGAUUAUACGUAGCAGUUUGCUUUCUGUUUUAUGCUAUUGUAUCGCGCAUUUUGUGGCAUUCUGAAUUAAAACAGCCAAUAUUUGAUUAACUUAAAGGUAGUUCUGCACAAUUGAAAAACAAGACUAGGAACAGGAAGGCGUAAAAUGCAAUCAUCAAUAAAAUGUAACCUUUGUUAAAAUUGAAAAUUCGGAUAGCGUUUCUAUCUUUUCAUCAUAUUGAAUGUUGACACGUAAAAUGCAUCCAUAAUUACUCAAAAAACGACUUGCAGUUUGCAAUAUGUCAAAAAUUGGCACACGAAGCUAUAUAUUUCAUUUAUCCGAAUGAUUAUUUGUUGGGUUUUACCUCACACAGACACAAUAAUAAGUUCUAUGGUGUCAUUCUGGUUUUGAUUAUUGAGAAAGACCCCAGGUGCUUUUCCAGAUACUAUUUGAAGCGUGGGCGGGCACAUGGGUAGAACCGCUAACCUAUAUUUUGUGAUUAUUUUUAUACAAAAGUGACCCCUGAUCUUCAGUACAAGGUUUGACUUUGACUUCGACUUCUUUUUCUGUUCCAUGAUGUCGUCUGACAUAUAUACAGUUAAAUGAACAAAUCUGUUCAU
Molecule: messenger RNA, 3891 nt
Organism: Mercenaria mercenaria
Lineage: Eukaryota; Metazoa; Mollusca; Bivalvia; Venerida; Veneridae
Exons: 7
Coding region: 2011-2793 (260 amino acids)
Source: RefSeq, a predicted model, not a curated record